Molecule: messenger RNA, 1887 nt
Organism: Aspergillus wentii DTO 134E9
Lineage: Eukaryota; Fungi; Ascomycota; Eurotiomycetes; Eurotiales; Aspergillaceae
Product: arylsulfotransferase family protein
Exons: 2
Coding region: 1-1887 (628 amino acids)
Source: RefSeq, a predicted model, not a curated record
AUGUAUGGCCGUCUGCUGUCCAUCUUCCUGGCGGCUGCACUAGUUCCUGCAUCGCGGGGUGAUUUUGGCCCCUAUUUUCAGUCGGAGCUAUAUGAGACCGGAGCCUUCGGUUCCUGGCCGCAUGAGACAUUUCGCUCCACGCCUGUUCUGGGCCUAUCGGUGAAUUAUUUCGAGCACCACCCUUUUUGUGAUGAUGGGCAGUACACCUUCCUCACGCCUCGCCAGGGUGGCACGUGGAAUCCUGGCCCGGUGAUUCUCGACCAGAAUGGCCAUUUAGUCUGGACGGCGUAUCCUUAUUUUGGUCCUACGUAUAAUUUGAAUGUCUAUCAAUUCAAAGGAAAGGAUUAUUUGACUUUGUGGACUGGCAAGGAUGAUGUUGCCGGCCAUGGAGAAGGUCUUUAUUACAUGUUAGAUUCAUCUUAUGAAAAAGCCUACACCAUCAGUGCUGCCAAUGGUCAUGUCGCGGAUCUGAAUGAUUUUCUAAUCACCCUAGAGGGAACGGCAUUAUUCACCGUUUAUGACUCCAAGCCCAUCGAUUUACGGGCUGUCGAUGGGGUUGAAAACGGCUGGAUCUGGGAUAGUUUGAUCCAAGAAGUCGACAUCGAGACUGGAGCUCUCCUGUUUGAAUGGCGAGCUUCGGACCAUCUCAGUCUGAAUGAAGUAGUCCGGCCCCGUGAAGACACGGGCGAUGAGCCAGCCCGUCCAUGGGAUGCUUUCCACAUCAGCAGCGUCGACAAAGACUUGAGAGGAAACUAUCUCGUCUCGCUCCGCUACACCAACUCACUCGUCUACAUUGACUGGCGUACUGGCAACGUCAUCUGGAAACUAGGCGGCAAAGAAAACAUGUUCACAGAUCUCUCGGGCGGUACUGCUACGAAUAUCAACUGGCAAAACCAUGCCCGCUUCGCCGAUGGCGGCAAUGCCAUCACCCUCUUCGACAACGCAUCUCGCGGCCCAGGAGAUGCUCAAAACCCAAGCCGCGGUCUCUACCUCGGCAUCGACGAGGGACAGAUGACCGUUUGGGUCCGAAAUACGUACUGGAGUCCCCGAGGCAUCAGCAGCCAGGAGCACGGGUCCAUGCAAGUUCUUGACAGCGGCAACGUCCUCAUCGGCUAUGGCUCGGCAGCUGCCUGGACAGAGUUUAACGGCGAAGGCAGUGUACUCUGCGACGUCCAUUUUGGCCCAGAAUUGAACUUCAACACUGGCAAUCUCCUCUCCUCGCGUGUCUUCAAACAACACUGGGUUGGAUUACCCAAGACUCGUCCCAACAUCGGCCUAUCCGGCUAUGAAGCCGCCGUCAGCUGGAACGGAGCCACCGAAAUCGCCACUUGGGUCCUCCAAGGUUCUGACCAAGAAUAUGUCAACAUUGACGGCGACGAUGCCAGCACCAAGAAUAACAAAAAGUACGUCUUUCUUGCCUCUGUCCCUAAAAGCGGAUUCGAAACUAUCAUCUCCAUCCCGACGGACGCCAUGAGUAGAUAUAUCCGUGCCCUCGCCCUCGACUCCGAAGGCCACGUCUUGGGUUCGUCACGAUUGCUCGAGUGGAAUGCCGCCGAGGAAAUUGCCGUCACGAAACCCGUGGAGGUCCCGUCGCAGUAUGAUUUCCGCCCAUUGAUCUUCUUCAUCGUAGGUUUCGCUACUGCUACCGCGUUGGGUAUUGCCAUUUGGGCAGCAAGGUGUUGCAUUGCAGCUCGCACUAAGCGAAGAGGAGUUGACCGAGACCGCGGCCGUUGGGGUCUUGUCGACUUCAACGGUGACGAGGAGGGCCUGAGUGAUGAUGAAUUGGGACAUGGAGGGGAAUUUUCUCUCUUGAACAAACCCCCUGGUGGUGCGUCUGCGUCCAAUUCACACGACCAGGAUGGCUAUUAUAGCCAGGAUGAGCGAUGA